Messenger RNA from Saxophila tyrrhenica, 669 nucleotides. It is a transcript of the gene CDC34, whose product is annotated as Ubiquitin-conjugating enzyme subunit. Lineage: Eukaryota; Fungi; Ascomycota; Dothideomycetes; Mycosphaerellales; Extremaceae. Gene Ontology annotation, molecular function: ubiquitin conjugating enzyme activity. The transcript has a single exon. Bases 1 to 669 code for a protein of 222 amino acids. Gene Ontology annotation, biological process: protein polyubiquitination; ubiquitin-dependent protein catabolic process. The record is from RefSeq and is a predicted model, not a curated record.
AUGGCGGAAAAGGUCCUGAUGAACGAGUACAAGGCUCUGUCGAAAGAGUCCUGGACGAACAUCUCGCUCAUUAACGACAACGUCUUCGAGUGGAGCGUCGCCCUCAUCGUCCUCAACCCGGACUCCCUCUACUACGGCGGCUACUUCAAGGCUACCAUGAAGUUCGGUCCCAACUACCCAUACGAGCCACCGGACUUCCGCUUCAACCGCCCGCUGUGGCACCCAAACGUCUACCCCGACGGCCGUCUCUGCAUCAGCAUCCUCCAUCAACCGGGCGAAGACGUCAUGAGCGGCGAGGCGGCAGGCGAGCGUUGGAGCCCCGUGCAGCGUGUGGAGAGCGUGCUCAUCUCUGUGCUGAGUCUGCUAGAUGACGCGGAGGUGUCAAGCCCGGCGAACGUGGAUGCAGGGGUGCAGUUGAGGAUGGACCCGAAGGCUUACCAAGAGCGCGUGCGUCAGGAUCGCGACAAGAGCAAGGAGGACAUCCCGGCCGACUUCACUAUGCCAACCCACGAGACUGCGUUUCGCAAGGAGGAGAAGGUGGUUGAUGACUUCAGCUGGAGCGACAGUGAGGCCGAGGACGACUUCAACAGCGAUGGCAGUGACGUGGACGAGGACAUGUUCGAGGAUGGGGGUGAUGAUACGGACCCGGAUGUCGACGAGGAGUUAUGA